This is a messenger RNA of Lampris incognitus (smalleye Pacific opah), 9487 nucleotides long. Its product is annotated as receptor-type tyrosine-protein phosphatase beta-like. Gene Ontology annotation, molecular function: protein tyrosine phosphatase activity; cadherin binding. The coding region runs from base 344 to 6088 and encodes 1914 amino acids. Lineage: Eukaryota; Metazoa; Chordata; Actinopteri; Lampriformes; Lampridae. The record is from RefSeq and is a predicted model, not a curated record. Gene Ontology annotation, biological process: protein dephosphorylation; angiogenesis. The transcript is spliced from 38 exons.
GGAGGCUGCAGGGAGCGAGACAGAGAGACGCGUGAGCAGAGAGAAGAGGAGGAAGAAAGAAAAGCGGACCUCCAUUAACCGCUCCCCAGCACAGGUCCUGAGCUUUCCAUCAGCAAGUCCGAGCCUUUACAAGCAGCCACCGCUAAACCAGGACACACACACACACACACACACACACACACACACACACACACACACACACACACACACACACACACACACACACACACACACACACACGCAGCACCUCGUCUGCAGGAGUAUGGUGUUGUCUGGCCUGUCGGUGGAUGUGUUGUGGAUUUAUUGUCUGUGGUGAAUCGUGUGGAGGAGACGGAGGAGCAACAUGCUGACAUGUGAAGUUGCUUAUUUCUCACUGUGCCUGGUGUCAGUUCUGGCUGUGUAUCUUACCAGCGCAUCCCCUGCUGAUCAGCAGGACAACCCUUGUAGCAUCUCAGUCUCUGACCCAGUGUCCAAUCAGGACUCUGUAUCUGUUUCUGUGACGACGCCCGGGCGUGGCUGCUCCUUUUCCGUGACGUUGCCAGACGCCGGGGGAGAUGGCACCCUCUGUAACAGAAGGGCAGGAGAGGGGCAGGAAGGAGAGAAUGAAACAGGAGGCAAGGAGUUAACAACCAAUGAGAUAGGGAGCAGGACAGCAGGAGGAGAGGAGGAGAGAAGAGCAGAUAAGGAUGUAGGGGGUAACGAGAUAGAUGGAGGUGAUGGUGAAAAAAAAGAGAGAGAAGAGGAUCUGGGACAGAUCUUCACCUGCACAUUGGAUCAUUUGGAGCCGGGAACAGUCUACCACCUGGAGAUCCAAUCCCAAGACCGUGACCAGACUGCCAACCUCACCAUCAACACCAUUCCAUCGGCAGUGAGCAGCCUGGCAGUGACGUCCAGGACCUUCCAAAGCCUGGACCUGUCCUGGCAGGCCGGCCCGGGGAGAACUGAACGCUUCAGGCUGCAGCUGUGGGACACACGAGGCUCUGGGGCAGUGAUGGUGAGAAACCUGACUCUGGAGAGCACAGCGACACAACACACACUCCUGGACCUCACAUCGGGACGACUGUAUGACAUCACCAUGGUAACAGAGGCUGCCGGGCUGGGAAACAAUAGGACCAUUCAGACACGGACAGUACCCGCAACAGCUUCAAAUCUGACUACUGAUAGUGGUAGUCAGGGCACCAGCUUGUCGUUGUCAUGGCAACGACCUGAGGGAGACUUGGAUGAAAUUGUUGUCACCCUGUCAGCCAAUGGGACAAACCUGCAGGAGCUGCCCCUCCCCCCUGAUGUCACAGAGGUGGCAUUUGAUCACCUGACACCUGGCUCAGCCUAUCAGAUCACUGUUGAAUCCAUUAGUGGCAACCUGACUAGCCAAUCAACAGUCAUAGCCAGAACAGCCCCAGCAGUUGUCUCUCAUCUCUCUAUGACUCAAUCUCCCACCGAUGGCCUCAAACUGUCAUGGUUUCCACCCACUGGCCACUGGGAGAACUACAGAGUGACUUUGUACAAUGGUUCCCAGGAAAUAGCAAGCACCGUUCUGGAGAGGGAGGCUGUGGAAUACAGUUUCUCAGGGCUUGGCCUAGUUGCUGGGAGGCAGUAUAGAGCGAUGGUGAGGGUGGAGAGUGGAGGACUGGGUGCAGAAUCCAGCUGUCUGGGAGGAAUUGCCCCUGGCCCGGUGUUGGAUUUGCACAUCCGUCACUCAGAUGAGACUUCCCUCAGCGCUAUGUGGAGCCAUGCCCCCUCAGUGUUACGUGACAGCUACUUCCUGGUCAUUCACCAUGGUAACAUCACCAUGGAUACCAGGGAAGUGGAGCCAAACAUGAGGGAAUGCACCUUUAACGUGCUCACGCCCGGGAGGCUGUACAUCAUCACUGUGACAACAAAGGCUGGACCACUCAGCAGCUCUGCCUCUGUGGAGGGAUGGACAGUUCCCAUGGCGAUGCACAGUAUCACUCUAACCAGUACAGGAGUGGACAGCCUCCAGGCCUCAUGGGAAAGACCACCAGGAGAUCUGGACUCAUACACACUGAUACUUUUCCAAGACGGCACUCCGGUUCAGAACCACAGUGUGAAAGCCAACCGUUCAUCCCUACAGCUUGGUGGUUUGACACCUGGCACCCUCUACAGGCUGGAGGUCACUACUGUCAGCGGAGGAGUGCACUCCAAAAGCACCAGCCUGGAGGGACGAACUGCUCCGGCAUCAGUCUCUGAGGUGACGGUUACUAACGGUGGCCGGUCUGAUGCAUUGCGGUUGUCAUGGCAUCCAGCAGUGGGCGUGGCCGACAGCUACCUGGUACGUCUUCAGGAUGGGCUGCGGGUUAUCCACACGCUGGCUGUGUCGCAUUCCUCCCCGCCGGAGUGCUCCUUCAGCUCUCUGGUCGCCGGGCGCCUCUACGCCAUCGUCAUAGUGACACGGAGCGGAGGGCUGGAGAACGCCACUACUGUACAGGCUAGGACACAACCAGCCACCGUCCAGAACCCAACAGCAGUCCAUUCAGCAAGAGAUGGCUUCCUCAAGGUGUACUGGCGUCAUGCAGCUGGUGAUCUGGAUCGCUACGUAGCAUCGAUCCGUUACAACCACAGCACCCUGCAGAACCAGACGGUGUCGGCGAGUCAGAAUGAGUGUGUCUUUUCCUCUCUGGUCCCGGGACGGCUCUACACCGUCACCGUGGAAACGUGGAGCGGCGACUACGUCAGAAGCGUGUCCACUGACGGACGUACAUUCCCUGCUGCUGUGGGCAACCUGUCGCUAGGCAAUGCUGAGACUGACAGCUUAACCGUCAGCUGGAGCCCUGCCCCCGGAGAUGUGGACCACUAUGAGGUCACACUUCUGUUCAAUGACACGCGUGUUUUCCCUCCGGUUGCCCUCGGUAACACGGAGAAACAACACCGCCUGACCUCUCUAAGCCCCGGACGGCUGUAUAAGAUGGUGGUUUCCACGUUCAGCGGGUCCUUCCAGAGACCUCGGUUCAUCGAGGGACGAACAGUGCCCAGUGCAGUGGGAAACCUCUUCCUGUUUCCUCGGCAGGCCGCGGUGGACUCCUCAGCGGGACUUGGAGUAACGUGGACACCUGGAGGUGGUGAUGUGGACAUGUACACAGUGACCCUGUCCACCAUGGAAGGUUCUGUGAUCGAGACCCGGCCUGUUCCCAAACACGUUUCCUCUCUGGACUUCCUGGAACUGACCCCAGGUCAGGCCUACCGGGUCACUGUCCAGUCACUGAGCGGCAAGCUGACCAAUAACAACACUGCUACCGGCCGGACUGCUCCAGCCAGGGUGAGCGCCCUCCAGGCAGAUAAUGACCACACUACCCACAGCCUCAAUGUCACCUGGGAGACACCAGUGGGUGUGUAUGAUGGUUACAGCCUGCAGCUAUUGGACGAGGCGGGCACCCUUCUAACCAAUCACACGCUGGCACCAGGCUCCAUCAGUCAGCGUCUGGAAGGGUUGACCUCAGGGAAGUGGUACCGAGUUGGGGUCAUAACCUUAAGUGGCGGUGUCUCCUCCCUGGAGGCUGUAGCAGAGGGACAGACACGUCCAGCAGCAGUCAGCAGUCUGGCGGUCGCUUCAGCUAACAGCUCUGCCCUGUCCUUCUCCUGGCGUCCCUCAGAAGGUUAUGUGGAUGUCUAUGACCUUUCACUCUACAUCGUCACCACGGCAACAACCAACUUCAAGCAGGACUCUGAGGGAAACGGGAUGGAUCACCACAAGGUUUCUGGUGUUUUAUUGGAACGGCAGCGAGUCAGUCCACACACACGCAAGUGUGUUUUCACUGGACUCCAACCAGGAAGUCUGCACAGACUGGAGGUGGUAAGCCGGAGAAGGGGGAUGUCCAGUGAUUCAGCCAUACUGGCACGGACUGAGACCAAUGAGCUUGUAUAUGCCACUGCAACCCUAAUCCUGGAGAUUCUUGGGUACAGGAUUAAGAACACAGGUCACCAGCAGUACCCUUCAUGUAAGAGAAGACUGGAAGCCAAGGUCAGUGCAGCACAGAGAGAUGUUAACCAGUUAACAGAGGUGAGGAAAGGUGUGAUGAAAGAAAGGCACUGGUUGAAGAAGCACCGCAAGCUGUCCAUAAUUGAGGCCCUAGAAACUGCCAAACGCUUACAGCACUGGCUGCCAAGUCCUGCUCCACUGAAGACCAUCCACUGCUUCCCUCUUUCCUCCUCUGCUCUGUCCUGCUCCUGGUCGCCUCCCUUCUCAGACUUUGACUCCUAUGAGAUUGAGUGUCGUCGUCACGAUGAUGGUGAGCUGACGGCAGCUUUACGGCUGGGGGAGGACGUAACCACGGUAACGCUCGACUACCUGGAGGCGCACCGAAAAUACACUGUGUGGGUCAGGGUGGGGUCAGAGGGAAUGACCAGCCAACCAGCUACUGGGAUUGCUGUUACUAUGAUAGACCGUCCACCGGUGCCGCUUCCCAGCGUGCGUGUGAGUGGGAGGUCCUCUAAGGUCACCUGGUCCUCCAUCUUGUUUCGCUUCAACUGCUCCUGGUUCAGUGACGCCAACGGAGCGGUCCGAUUCUUCUCCGUGGUGGUGGCAGAGUCAGACGACAGUGACAUCCUCCAGCCAGAACAGCGCCACCCUCUGCCCUCAUACCUGGAUUACAUCCACAACUCCUCCGUCAGGGCCUACCAGACCGCCUACUUUCCCAGCCGUUGUUCCCAGGACGCAGACACCUCAGCAGGGCAGGUAGUGGAGGUGAACUUGGGUAUGGGAGGAGACCGGCUGGGUGGAUCCUGCGAUCGUUUCCAGGACAACAACUACUUGAGCGACAGCUACGGCAGCUUCUGUGAUGGCCCUCUGAAAGCCAAGACCUCCUAUAGGCUGAGUGUCCGUGCCUUCACCAGGUUGUUUGAUGAGAACCACAGAGAGCUGCCAGAUCCUCUCUUCACAGACACAUACCUGUCUCUACCCCUACACACACACACUGAGCCUCUAGGUGGCGUGGUGGAGGGCUUCAGUGCUGGAAUGUUCCUCAUCGGCGUGAUGGUGGCCAUCAUUUCACUCCUGGUCUAUAGACAGAGGCUACGCAAAGUUGCUGUACAGGAGAACCCUGUGGUGAGGAUGAGCAUGUGGAAAGAGGUUCCAACUUCAGGAAUCUACAUGGGUGUCAGGAGUAAUCGCCGUGUGACAAGCCCCGUCAAAGCAGGUCAGUUUGAGUCUCACCUGGCCAAACUGCAGGCGGACUCCAACUACCUGCUGUCUGAGGAGUUUGAGGAUCUGAAGGAUGUUGGUCGUAACCAGAACAUGGACGCAGCGCGACUGCCAGAGAACCGAGGAAAGAACCGGUACAACAACAUCCUGCCCUAUGAUUCCACCAGAGUCAAACUGUCCUACCUGGAGGAUGACCCCUGUUCAGACUACAUCAACGCUAGCUACACACCUGGUAAUAACUAUCGUAGAGAGUAUAUCGCGGCUCAGGGUCCUCUGCCUGGCACUAAGGAUGACUUCUGGAGGAUGGUGUGGGAACAUGGUGUCCAUAACAUCGUCAUGGUGACACAAUGUGUGGAGAAAGGACGGAUAAAGUGUGACCAGUACUGGCCGGCAGACAGAGAGCCUCUGUAUUAUGGAGACCUGGUGGUUCAGAUGAUGUCAGAGUCGGUUUUACCUGAAUGGACCAUCAGAGAGUUUAAGAUCACCUCGGAGAACGGGUCCAGUUAUUCUCGGGUUGUGCGUCAUUUCCACUACACGGUGUGGCCUGACCACGGCGUACCAGACUCCACCCAGUCUCUGAUCCAGUUUGUCAGGACAGUAAGAGACUACAUAGACAGAUCCCCCACCACUGGAGCUACUGUUGUGCACUGCAGUGCUGGUGUGGGUCGUACAGGGACAUUCAUAGUGCUGGACCGCGCCCUGCAGCAGCUGGACUCGAAAGGAACCAUUGACCUGUACGGCUGUGUGUUUGACCUCCGUUUACACCGCUCCCACAUGGUCCAGACCGAGUGUCAGUAUUCUUACUUGUAUCAGUGUGUGAGAGACGUCUUGAGAGCUCGGAAACUUCGCAGCGAGCAGGAAAAUCCUCUUUACCCCAUCUAUGAAAACUUUAACCCUGAAUACUACCGAGAUGUGAUCUACCCGGGCCGUUAGGCCUCGUCUGUCCUCUCCGACAGGAAGUGGUUCUCUAGCUGAGCCAACGAGCCACCACGCCAGGGAUGUUGGGCCACUUCCUUCGGGUCCGGAGGGAAGGCUAGCUAUGCAUUAUAGCUUUAACACAAAGUGCACAGUUCUCACCAGCAUUUAAACAAAACUGGAGGAAGAGGAGGAUGAAGAUACACAUCUGAAGCAGAAUGUGAAGCCGUUGCAGUCUCAGCAGCGCCUCCAGCUGUUCUGACUCUGCCCAGGUGUAAAUGAGUCCAGGUGGUCUUCAUGGUGAAGUGGUGUCAUUAAAACCACUUCGGUGACGCGGCCGCCAGCCUUGGUGGCGUCCGCUGCUCAAUAUAAGCUGUUUAUUUAAACCCAACACGUGUUGCUGUGUGUAAAUACAGAUGUGAUGCUCUUUUAUACUUCAGCAGCCUCCCCUGCUGCUGCACUGCGCUGGCAGACCAUGUACUUCUACACAUUUUAUACUUCAGCAGCCUCCCCUGGUGCUGCACUGCCCUGGCAGACCAUGUACUUCUACACAUUUUAUACUUCAGCAGCCUCCCCUGGUGCUGCACUGCCCUGGCAGACCAUGUACUUCUACACAUUUUAUACUUCAGCAGCCUCCCCUGGUGCUGCACUGCCCUGGCAGACCAUGUACUUCUACACAUUUUAUACUUCAGUAGCGUCCCCUGGUGCUGCACUGCGCCGGCAGACCAUGUACUUCUACACUGCCCUGGCAGACCAUGUACUUCUACACAUUUUAUACUUUAGCAGCCUCCCCUGGUGCUGCAAUGCCCUGGCAGACCAUGUACUUCUACACAUUUUAUACUUCAGUAGCACUGCCCUGGCAGACCAUGUACUACUGCACUGCCCUGGCAGACCAUGUACUUCUACACAUUUUAUACUUCAGCAGCCUCCCCUGGUGCUGCACUGCCCUGGCAGACCAUGUACUACUGCACUGCCCUAGCAGACCAUGUACUUCUACACAUUUUAUACUUCAGUAGCACUGCCCUGGCAGACCAUGUACUACUGCACUGCCCUGGCAGACCAUGUACUUCUACACAUUUUAUACUUCAGCAGCCUCCCCUGGUGCUGCACUGCCCAGGCAGACCAUGUACUACUGCACUGCCCUGGCAAACCAUGUACUUCUACACAUUUUAUACUUCAGUAGCACUGCCCUGGCAGACCAUGUACUACUGCACUGCCCUGGCAGACCAUGUACUUCUACACAUUUCAUACUUCAGCAGCCUCCCCUGGUGCUGUACUGCCCUGGCAGACCAUGUACUUCUACACAUUUCAUACUUCAGCAGCCUCCCCUGGUGCUGUACUGCCCUGGCAGACCAUGUACUUCUACACAUUUCAUACUUCAGCAGCCUCCCCUGGUGCUGUACUGCCCUGGCAGACCAUGUACUUCUACACAUUUCAUACUUCAGCAGCCUCCCCUGGUGCUGCACUGCCCUGGCAGACCAUGUACUUCUACACAUUUCAUACUUCAGCAGCCUCCCCUGGUGCUGUACUGCCCUGGCAGACCAUGUACUUCUACACAUUUCAUACUUCAGCAGCCUCCCCUGGUGCUGCACUGCCCUGGCAGACCAUGUACUUCUACACAUUUCAUACUUCAGCAGCCUCCCCUGGUGCUGUACUGCCCUGGCAGACCAUGUACUUCUACACAUUUCAUACUUCAGCAGCCUCCCCUGGUGCUGUACUGCCCUGGCAGACCAUGUACUUCUACACAUUUCAUACUUCAGCAGCCUCCCCUGGUGCUGCACUGCCCUGGCAGACCAUGUACUUCUACACAUUUCAUACUUCAGCAGCCUCCCCUGGUGCUGUACUGCCCUGGCAGACCAUGUACUUCUACACAUUUCAUACUUCAGCAGCCUCCCCUGGUGCUGUACUGCCCUGGCAGACCAUGUACUUCUACACAUUUCAUACUUCAGCAGCCUCCCCUGGUGCUGUACUGCCCUGGCAGACCAUGUACUUCUACACAUUUCAUACUUCAGCAGCCUCCCCUGGUGCUGUACUGCCCUGGCAGACCAUGUACUUCUACACAUUUCAUACUUCAGCAGCCUCCCCUGGUGCUGUACUGCCCUGGCAGACCAUGUACUUCUACACAUUUCAUACUUCAGCAGCCUCCCCUGGUGCUGUACUGCCCUGGCAGACCAUGUACUUCUACACAUUUCAUACUUCAGCAGCCUCCCCUGGUGCUGUACUGCCCUGGCAGACCAUGUACUUCUACACAUUUCAUACUUCAGCAGCCUCCCCUGGUGCUGUACUGCCCUGGCAGACCAUGUACUUCUACACAUUUCAUACUUCAGCAGCCUCCCCUGGUGCUGCACUGCCCUGGCAGACCAUGUACUUCUACACAUUUCAUACUUCAGCAGCCUCCCCUGGUGCUGCACUGCCCUGGCAGACCAUGUACUUCUACACAUUUUAUAAAACCCUUUUGGAAAGUUCAGCCCAACAUUUCUGUUUCUUUUCAUUGUUGAGUUUGAAACGCUGCUCAGACGGCAGGUUUCCACAGCUCACAGUGUGUGUGUGUGUUGUGUGUUGUGUAUUGUGUGUGUGUGUGUGUUGUGUAUUGUGUGUGUGUGUGUGUGUGUGUGUGUGUGACCUUCCUCCUCCUUCACAGCAAACAUCCACCCUCCACACGGGAGCUGCAGGCCUCCCUUUACAUGAAAGCAUCGUCUCCUCUACAGCCACACGUAACACAUAUUUCUGCUUCUGAUCUCACACGUUCUACUGCAACAGGACAAAACCACCUCUUUAACCCCCUUUACCCCCUUUACCCCCCCCCACACACACACAGACACACAGUAAGAGACAGACAGACUCACAGACAGACAGGCAGAUGAGUGUCAGGAGAAAGGAGGAAAUGUCUUUGUGCAAAAGACAUAGUUGCGUGCAGUAGAAGCUGUUGUCGUCAGUGUGUGUGUGUGUGUGUGUGUGUGUGUGUGUGAAGGUGCAGUGUGUAAUGGUCCCUGAGUCCUGUCCUGUGGUGAUGUGGUGUAACAACAACACUACAUGACAACACAGACAGUCUAGUUCCCAUAGAAAGGUCGUGGGUAGACAGUCCUGCAGUAGAAACCAGUUUCAUAGUCUGCUGAGACAGACAACAGAACCAGUCAGCCGGUCCGGCUGCUCUGGUUCUGAGUGGACAACUCUGACUCGUGUCCUUGGUUUUGUCCGGUGUGUUGACUAAUGUUAUAUUAUAUUGUGAUUAUAUCACGAAGCUGGUGAGAAGUAUUAAAUGUAGCACCUUUAAAUAAUGAGAGCUGUUAACAUGACAUUGUUUCCCUUAAAGCCCAUGAAUAAGUGAAUGAAUAAGUGAACCACCGCUCCUCAUAUUCCCAACCUGUGUGUAACUCCGAGCUUAACGGAAAAUAAAGUCCAUGAAUUACAACUUGA